UGUCACAUGGCCGUAAUUUCCUGUGACAACGUGGAGAAGGAAGAAUUGUCGUCAUACCCAUAACAAAGUCUAUAACAAGAAUCUCUAUCCCUUUGCUGCCGCCUCACCACGCACCUAGUCACCAACACAACACACACACAUGGGGCCGGAUCUGAAUUAAUCUUCAAGGAUCGCGCUCAAAGCAUUCGAUGGCUCCCACGAUCACAUGGACUUUUUCCAUGACUCACUAGUUCUACCUGGCUCGUCGUCGGCGAGACUAGCACCGAAUAAUGCGACGGCAAACAAUUCAUCCUCUGCUUCCAGAGCGACAAGAUCCAAUGGAGGAAGCACGCGCAUAUCUCCCUCGCUGAUACGAGCGCUUCGGGAUCCUUACUACUUGGUCGGCGCCAGACCCGUUGAAUCCGGCAGUCAUCGACAAAGAGCCGAAGGGCCACAACUGGACGACAGCGAGUGGCGGAGGCAGGUCUUGAAUCUGAAAGUCUCGCAGGCAAAAUGCUACACGGACUGGUUUUCGGCAGCUUCGGAACUGGACACGCUCGAAGGCAGAGACGCCUGGAAAGAGGAAGAGGAAUGCGAUGAAUACGAUACCGCCUUGCUCAAGGCACGCCUACAAGAGCUGGAGGAUGCACGCAUCAGCUGCGACGCAAAGCGCAUGCUGUUCCUGGCGCGAACCUCGUUGACAAGAGACCUUGGGAACAUGGGUGAUCUAAGAUUAUACAAGCACUGCAGAGUCGGCACAAAGGCUCUCAUCGAACGCUACAUCUCUGCCGCCUUGGAGAUGCUCGAGACGAUUGUCGACAUGUGCUCGCCCGCGAACAAGAAAGAUACGUAUGUGGACGUCAGGGAGGUCUACGAGCAGCUGUUGAGUGCUAGACAGGCCUUUGGAAGAAGUGCAUUGCUACUUUCAGGAGGUGGUACUCUCGGAAUGAACCACAUAGGAGUGCUCAAGACGCUUUUUGAAGCCCACUUGCUGCCUCGCAUCAUCUCGGGCGCAUCCGCUGGCUCCAUCGUUGCUGCCGUUCUUUGCACCAAAACGGACGACGAGAUUCCACAAGUGCUACGUGACUUCUGCUACGGCGAUCUGGACGUCUUUGAAAAAGAGGGAGAGCCUGAAAAUGUCUUGAAAAAGGUCUUCCGCUUCUGUACCAAGGGCGCGCUGUUCGACAUCUCCAACCUCGUGCGUGUCAUGAAGGAUUUGUUGGGAGACAUGACCUUCCAAGAAGCCUACAACAGGACAAGACGUAUUCUCAACAUUGGCGUAUCGACAGCUAGUCUCUACGAGCUGCCAAGAUUGCUAAACUACAUCACCGCUCCAAACGUCAUGAUCUGGUCUGCUGUCGCCACGAGCUGCUCUGUUCCAUUUAUCUUUUCUCCUGCUCAACUUCUAGCCAAGGAUCCACGCACUGGUCUCGAAGUGCCAUGGGACCAGUCUCCGCAACGCUGGAUUGAUGGCUCGGUUGACAACGACCUGCCCAUGACUCGCUUGGCCGAGAUGUUCAACGUCAACCACUUCAUAGUUUCCCAGGUCAAUCCUCAUGUUGUACCCUUCCUGGAACGAGAUGAUGAAAUUGCCAAUUUUGGAUCUCAAACCUCUAGAUUUUCUCUGGCCGCUGGACCUGGUUGGCUUCGCUCUGUCGCCAACCUUGCCAAAGGAGAGGCACUCCACCGCAUGCAUGUCCUCGCCGAACUAGGCGUCUUACCAACUACCAUGUCCAAAGUCCGAUCGGUCUUGAGUCAACGCUACUCAGGCGAUAUCACGAUUUUACCGGAAGUCUCGUACACGCAAUUUCCACGAGUCCUCAUGAAUCCGACACCCGACUUCAUGUCACGCGCCAUGCUCAGCGGAGAAACAGCUACGUGGCCAAAGCUAUCACAGGUUAGAAACCACUGCGCCAUCGAGCUGGCUCUUGACGUCGCGGUUCAAAAAGUACGAUAUGGUCUUGUCUUUUCACCCAGUCAAAUCGACCUCCGUCUCAAUGCCUUCGCUUUCACCGCUGCAGCGAACGAAAGUCAAAUCCGCCAUGCCCGACGAGCUAGCCAUGGCAGUCCCCCUGAGAGUGAACGACCACAUCUCCUUGCCGUACCACCUACAUACUCUCUACGCAAACCUAGUGCAGCGCACACUUCUCAUGCCUCUAGUAUCUUCCACGCACCCAAACACUCCGGCCACGACGACUUCGCCUCGGGUCAAGAAACAGCCGUCGACUCCGAAGACGCAGAUUGGUCCGACUCUUCCCUAGAACCACACUCGCCCCGUCAAACACCAAAACUCUGGCCUCCCGUCUUUCUCUCCCGCUCCCAACCCGUGACGCCAAAUCUGCAUUCCAAAAUGUACAAUACCUCUUCUCCAGCAUUGGUGUUGACCAGACUGAACAAAGACGGUUAUGGCGGAGAUGAAGACUCAGGGGCAUUAGUGGCGAGCCCUAUGGAAUAUAAAUCUGUAUUCCAGAAUGCCAGGCCCUCUUAUGCUGGGGAGGAAGGCUAUGAUGUUUCGGGGACUAGGGGUAUGGUUAGGAGGAAGAGGAGUUUGACUACUGGGUUUAGGGGGCUGUGGCCGCCUGGGAGGUCGUGAUUGAUCAUCUCGAUGGUAUUUCUUUUGUGUCUGGCUGGGGAUGGGUGGCAUAUUCUCGGUCUACUGGCGUUUUCUGGGCAUCUUGGUGGGUGCGCAUGUUUGCUUAGAAGUUUUUGGGUACACAGGCAACGGGUUGAGUCGGGAUCAUGGAUUUGGCGUUUUCUCCUGUGAGGGCUGGGAGGUCAUUAUUAUACUAUCCCUAAGAAAUAUCUCAUCUAUCACGAAACAAUAUUUCUUAUCUCU
Molecule: messenger RNA, 2815 nt
Organism: Aureobasidium pullulans EXF-150
Lineage: Eukaryota; Fungi; Ascomycota; Dothideomycetes; Dothideales; Saccotheciaceae
Product: patatin-domain-containing protein
Exons: 2
Coding region: 206-2572 (788 amino acids)
Biological process (GO): lipid metabolic process
Molecular function (GO): triacylglycerol lipase activity
Source: RefSeq, a predicted model, not a curated record